This is a messenger RNA of Daucus carota subsp. sativus, 3264 nucleotides long. RefSeq lists its product as uncharacterized. Gene Ontology annotation, biological process: DNA integration. NCBI's taxonomy places the organism in Eukaryota, Viridiplantae, Streptophyta, Magnoliopsida, Apiales, Apiaceae. The transcript is spliced from 2 exons. The coding region runs from base 1 to 3264 and encodes 1087 amino acids. The record is from RefSeq and is a predicted model, not a curated record. Gene Ontology annotation, molecular function: nucleic acid binding; RNA-DNA hybrid ribonuclease activity.
AUGAAACCUACGGUUCAGUGUGACAGCACGCAGGACAACAGGGUGCCUAUAAGUGGACCAGAAAAACUAGCAGAAGUAGAUUUGGCAGAUGGACACAAGAAAGUUCUUGUGGGAGAAGACUUAACGCCCACCUUGGAAGCAAACCUAGUUGAAUUCCUCACGACACGACUGGACGCCUUCGCAUGGGAUCACGAAGAUAUUACGGGAAUCAGCCCAGACGUCAUCACGCACAAGUUGAAUGUGGAUCCAGAUUUUAAACCUAUACAGCAGAAAAGGAGGAAGUUUGCUGCUGAAAGGAACAAAAUCGUCAAGGAGGAGGUAUCACGUCUGUUAAAAGCAGGAAUGAUCAAAGAAGUUGAAUAUCCGGAGUGGCUGGCCAAUGUGGUCAUAGUGCAGAAAAAGAACGGCAAAUGGAGGGUCUGCGUAGACUACACUGACUUGAACAAGGCAUGCCCAAAAGACCCCUUCCCACUGCCUCACAUCGACACGAUGGUGGACUCCACGGCUGGACAUGAACUGUUGACAUUUCUAGACGCCUCGAGUGGAUUCAAUCAGAUUCAGAUGGAACCUAGUGAUGCCGAAAAGACAGCCUUCAUCACGGAGAGAGGCAUAUACUGCUACUUGGCCAUGCCAUUUGGCCUACGCAAUGCAAGUGCUACUUUCCAAAGACUAGUCAACAAAAUGUUCAAACAACAAAUCGGACGCACUAUGGAGGUGUACAUUGAUGACAUGGUGGUCAAAUCAAAGCGAGCAGAAGACCACGUCAGGGACCUAGAGGAAGCAUUCGACAUACUUCGUGAAUUCAACAUGAAGUUAAACCCCAACAAAUGCAACUUUGCUGUUUCCUCCGGGAAAUUCUUGGGACAUAUGGUGACAAGGAGGGGGAUUGAAGCCAGCCCUGAGCAAGUGAAGGCAAUAUUUGACCUGACAAGUCCAUCCAACGUGAAGGAGGUCCAAAAAUGCAAGAUGUUUUAUGAUGUCUUGAGGAAGAACAAAGGAUUCGAAUGGACGCCUGAGCAUGAAGAGGCACUCAGGGCCUUGAAAAAGUACCUCACCACACCUCCACUUCUUGCCAAGCCUAUACCAGGAGAAGAACUCUACCUUUAUCUCUCCGUCACGGAACAUGCCGUCAGCAGUGUGCUUGUGAAGCAGGUCGACAACACACAAUUCCCAGUCUAUUAUGUCAGCAAAAGUUUGAUUGACACGGAGACAAGAUACACACCUCUGGAAAAGCUAGUCUUGGCCCUCGCUAUGACUUCGACAAAGCUGAGGCACUACUUUGAGACACACAAAAUCCGGGUGAUGACCAAUUUCCCCUUAAGGAUGGUAUUGAGCAAACCAGACAUGACCGGACGCAUGGCGAAGUGGUCCAUCCGCUUGAGCACUUAUGACAUCGUCUAUGAACCCCGAACCGCUAUAAAAUCACAAGCACUGGCAGAUUUUGUGGCUGAUUUCAGUCCGAGUCUCAUGGCGCAGGCAGAGGUAGAGUGUCAACAGUUGACAACGACACAGGACCAAGAGCCUUGGAUCUUGCACACAGACGGAGCGUCCAACGUGAAUGGCACCGGAUUAGGACUCGUCCUCAAAUCGCCACAGGGGGACACCAUGCCAUAUGUAAUAUGCUGCGACUUCAAAGCAACAAACAACGAGGCUGAGUACGAGGCACUAAUUAUGGGACUGAUCAUCGCAAAAGACUUAAAGGUUAAGCACAUCAAUAUCAACUGUGAUUCUCUUCUAAUUGUUAAUCACGUCAAUGGCUCUUACGAAGCUAAAGACACCAAAAUGUCAUUAUACCUUAACACUGUGAAACAACUACAACACUCGUUUGACACGUUCAACAUUCAACAGGUGCCUAGAGAACUCAACACGCAAGCUGAUGCCUUGGCGGGACUAGGUGCCGUCAUGAAAAACAACAACAUUCUCAACGUCCCAAUUAUUCACGUCCUGAAACCAGCCAAUGUAAGGACAGAGGACCAGAUGACAGCCCACAUAAUGGACAUAGAAGAAGCAUGCUGUAACAAAGACAAAUGGAUCCAGACAUAUAAGGACUACCUCCAGCUAGGAGACCAACCCACUGAUCGUAAUGAAGCCAGAAUGCUACGCAUGAAGGCCUCAAGGUUCGUCAUGAUCGAUGAAGUCCUAUUCAAGAAGUCAGCAACUGGGCUCCUGCAGAGAUGUCUCACCAGCAGUGAAGCAGAUGUAGUAUUACGAGAUCUUCACGAAGGAGAAUGCGGAAAUCACACAGGGGGAAGGAACUUGUCACUCAAAGUGCUAAGAAUGGGAUACUAUUGGCCUACCGUAAGACAAGACGCCAUAGAUUACGUCAACAAGUGUGACGCUUGUCAACGCCAUGCACCUGUCAUCCACCAGCCAUCAGAGCACCUGCACACCCCAAUACCGUCGUGGCCCUUCAUGAAGUGGGGAAUGGAUGUUGUCGGGAAGCUGCCCACUGCGCCAGGUCAGAAAGUAUUCAUGCUUGCCAUGACGGAUUAUUUCUCUAAGUGGGUGGAGGCAGAAGCCUACCGUCGGGUGACGUCAAAGGAGGUCAUCUCAUUCAUAAAGAAGAACAUUCUCUGUAAAUUCGGAGUGCCAUCAGAAAUUGUGUGUGACAAUGGGUCCCAAUUCAUAAGUGACAAAACUGAAGCUUUCUGCAAGAAGUACAAUAUAAACUUAGUGAAGUCAACACCUAGAUACCCGCAGGCCAACGGCCAGGCAGAGUCGAGCAACAAGAUCAUCAUCAACAACCUCAAGAAGAGAUUGGCAUCUUGCAAGGGAAGAUGGGCUGAAGAACUACCUUGGGUCUUGUGGGCAGACAGGACGACACCAAAAGUUUCUACGGGACAGACGCCUUUUAGCUUGGUCUAUGGAGCAGAGGCAGUCUUGCCAACAGAGGUCGUAAUGCCAACAGCGAGAUAUGGACUUCUCACCCAGGAAGCAAAUUCCACAGAACUGAUUCACGACCUAGACACCAUAGAUGAAGCCAGGGAUAUGGCCAAGAUGCGGCUAGCCGCUUACCAACAGCAAGUCGCCAGAAGCUACAACAAGCAUGUUCACGUCCGGGCAUUCAAGAUAGGCGACAUGGUUCUGAGAAAAACUUUCCAGAAUACAACGGACCCAGCUGCGGGAAAGUUUGCGGAUACUUGGGAAGGACCGUACUUGGUCGAUGCAAUUGUUGGACAAGGGGCUUACCACCUGUCAACAUUGGAGGGGAAACAGGUUCCCAGAAGUUGGAAUGCACUACACCUAAAAGCUUAUCACAUGUAG